UCUAGCAUCUUUCGGCAAAGUAUCCGUCUUCCAACAAGUAUUGUUGACUUAAGUUUGCGCAUUUCAUUUCGAUCGAUUUUUUUGUGACAAGAAACAGAUCAGGAUGUGCGGCAUUUUGGCAGUAUUUUCGGCAACACAAAAACCUUUUCAUGGAAAGCAUUUCGGGAGGAAACUAAGACAAUCUUUUCGGGAAAUGGCGUACACACAAAGUGGUAAGCAGCGACAUAGAGGACCCGAUUAUACUGGUGUGGAAGUGGUAGCAGACCGAGGAGUGGUUAUGGUGCACGAACGAUUGUCAAUAGUUGGAGUCGACACAGGAAACCAACCCUUCAAAUCGGAUGAUGACCGCAUUGUAUUGGCGGCAAAUGGCGAAAUCUACAAUUUCCGGGAAAUUAGUAAAAUUAUUCGUGAAGAACGCGGUGUCUACAAGCCCAAAAGUGAUUGCAGCGUUCUUAUCGAACUUUACGAAGACUAUGGGGAAAAUCUCUUCGAGCACAUCACAGGAAUGUAUGCUUUUGCACUGUAUGACAAGCUGGAAAACUGCGUCUUGAUAGCCAGGGAUCCACAUGGAAUCAUACCUUUAUACUUUGGAAGGGACGAUGAACAGAAUUUUUGGGUCGCUAGUGAAAUGAAGUGUUUGGUUGACGUCUGUGGGGAAAUUGAAAUACUCGAGCCUGGAACCAUGAUGGUCGGUCAAGUAAAUAAAUUAGAAAAGAAACGCUUUUUCAAUCCCUUAUGGUACGAGAAGCCUUUGGGAGUACCUACGGAUCUAACUCGUCUACGGAAAUCACUGGAAAGUGCGGUAAGAAGUCAUUUAGAAUGUGAAGUGGAUUUUGCUGCUCUACUAUCUGGUGGAGUCGACUCCAGUCUUAUUGCUUCCAUUGCAACCAAAAUCAUUCGGAAAACUGAUCCUGCGUUCAAAUUGAAAACCUUCAGUGUCGGACUUCCAGGUGCCCCGGAUUUUGCCUUCAGUAGAAAGGUGGCUGACUAUAUCGGUAGUGAUCAUACCGAACUUCAUUUCACGGUUGAGGAAGGACUCGAUUGCAUUAAGGACGUCAUAUAUAAGCUGGAAACCUACGACGUGAAUACUAUCCGGUGCAGCAUUCCUAUGUACCUUCUAACUAGAUACAUCAAAAGCAAAGGGAUCAAAAUGAUUCUAGUCGGUGAAGGCUCUGAUGAAGUAUUUGGAGGGUACCUGUAUUUCUACAAGGCUCCGUCUCCUGAAAGUUUCCAUGAGGAAUUAGUGAAUCGGGUGAGAAAACUGCACUUAUCGGACUGUUUGCGCACAAAUAAAACUGCAAUGGCGUGGGGCAUUGAAUUACGCGUUCCUUACCUUGAUAAAGAUUUCGUGAAUUUGGUUAUGUCGAUUGAUCCAACUGAAAAAAUCCCUGGUCCGAUGAAUUCUUUUUAUUGUAAUGGUUUAACCAAGGAAGCAACCAAUCAUUCACCGCAAAUAGAGAAAUAUAUACUACGGAAGGCUUUUGACGAUGGAACUUAUCUACCAGAUGAGGUCCUAUGGCGGCAAAAGGAACAAUUUUCAGAUGGUGUUGGUUACGCAUGGAUUGAUACUAUCCGGGAAUAUGCUACGUCUCAUAUUACUGAUGAAGAAUUUUCCAAAGCUACGGAAACAUUCCCUAUUAAUACACCACUGACAAAGGAAGCAUUCUACUAUAGGACAAUAUUUGAGGAUCUAUUCCCUGGAGAUCAUUGUGCUCGCACUGUAAAAAAGUGGCAACCUCGUGAGGAUUGGGGUUGUUGUUCACAUGAUCCUUCUGGAAGGAAACAAACGGUUCACAAGGCACAUAAAUAAAAUUGUGGAGAUAUAGCUAUGGGAAAUGUCGGUAUAAAAAGAUAUACACAAUGGAAUUUAUAAAACAAUAUUGAAUUAUAUUAGGGAUAAGUUUACACUUCAUAUAUUAUAUAUGUAUAUAUAACUUGCAAAUGUAAAAUUGAGACAAAUUUGUUAUACACUGAAUUUUCCAAUA
This is a messenger RNA of Hermetia illucens (black soldier fly), 1985 nucleotides long. RefSeq names its product probable asparagine synthetase [glutamine-hydrolyzing]. Gene Ontology annotation, molecular function: asparagine synthase (glutamine-hydrolyzing) activity. The coding region runs from base 104 to 1810 and encodes 568 amino acids. NCBI's taxonomy places the organism in Eukaryota, Metazoa, Arthropoda, Insecta, Diptera, Stratiomyidae. The record is from RefSeq and is a predicted model, not a curated record. Gene Ontology annotation, cellular component: cytosol. The transcript has a single exon.